Messenger RNA from Lachancea nothofagi CBS 11611, 1854 nucleotides. NCBI's taxonomy places the organism in Eukaryota, Fungi, Ascomycota, Saccharomycetes, Saccharomycetales, Saccharomycetaceae. The record is from the annotation of a GenBank genome assembly.
AUGCUCAAAAAGAUCUCAAGAGUAUCGAGGAGCAUCAGAACAAUUAAUAAAGACACUAUGAAUGGUUCUAUUUUGAAAAAUACUGAAGAGAGUUCACCAGAAACUAAAAAAAGACCGGCAACACCGCCUUCUAUGACGGACCCAAAAAAAGAUCUACGAUCGGAGCCUUCCAUGGCCAUCGAAAUCAAGAAGCAGAAGAAGAAGAACAAUGGCGGACUAGGCGAACUCAGGGAUAGCAAAGGAUUCAAAAUUAAGAUUCAAGAAUCUAACCAAUUACGGAAUAAGCAAGUGGAUCCGGAAUAUGAGGUGAAAGUGCAAGGCCCAUUACGCAAGAUUGUGCCGUAUUACUUCACGUAUAAAACAUUUUGCAAACUCAGAUGGAGAGACAGACCUUUGAUAGACAUUUUUGUUAACGAAUUUCGUGACCGCGAAGAAUCCUACUACAGAAAGACCAUUGCUGGGGGAUCAGUGUUCCUAAACGAGAAACCGGCGAAUUUGGAGUCCGUUGUAAGGAACGGGGAUUUGAUUGCACACAACAUACACAGACAUGAGCCACCAGUUACGUCGAGACCCAUCAAGACUGUGUUUGAAGACGAAGACAUUUUAGUUAUCGACAAACCCAGUGGCAUUCCCGUACAUCCUACGGGAAGAUACAGAUUCAACACAAUCACCAAGAUCUUGCAAAGGGAAAUGAAGGUUGCGAUCCAUCCCUGCAAUAGACUCGACCGGCUAACAAGUGGCCUAAUGUUUUUGGCUAAAACUCCUGCCGGUGCUGACCACAUGGCUAGCCAGCUAAAAGCCCGAGAAGUAAAGAAAGAAUACAUUGCCCGGGUUAUAGGCAAGUUUCCCACGGAUCCAGUUGUCGUCGAAAAGUCGCUAAGGAGUAUCGAGCCUCGUUUGGCCUUGAAUGGUGUAUGUGAUCCUAGUGACGAAGGCGCAAAAGACGCUAAGACCGUUUUCACUAGAGUUAGUUACGACGGAGAAACUAGUUUGGUAAAGUGCCAGCCUCAUACUGGUAGAACUCAUCAAAUAAGAGUUCAUUUGCAGUAUUUAGGUCACCCGAUUGCAAACGAUCCGCUGUAUUCUAAUCCUCAGGUCUGGGGCCAAUCACUCGGGGAGGGUGAAACACAUGAUUAUUCCAGCGUUAUAGCCAAAUUAUCAAAGAUUGGUAAAACCGUGUGUGCGGAAAGCUGGUAUCAUCCUGACUCUGUUGGUGAGCUUUUAACCGGCGAUAAGUGUCUCGAAUGCGAGACGGACCUCUAUACAGACCCAGGGCCAAAUGAUCUGGAUCUAUGGCUUCAUGCAUACUGCUACGAGUCUACAGAGUCUGACGACGCCGGGAUGCGAUUGUGGAGCUAUAAGACGCAGUUUCCGGAUUGGGCGUUAGAACCACACCGCAAGUAUAUGGAGCUGGCUGUCCAAGAAGCUCAGAAAUGCGGGCCUACAACCACGGCAUUCAGUGUGGGCGCCGUGUUGGUCAGCGAUGACAAAAUAUUAGCAACAGGUUAUUCCAGAGAAUUGACAGGGAAUACUCAUGCCGAGCAGUGUGCUCUGGACAAGUAUUUUGGCUGUACAGGACGUACGCAGGUGCCACCUGGGACUGUUAUUUAUACUACAAUGGAGCCUUGCUCCCUGCGCUUGAGUGGUCAGCUACCUUGCGUUGACCGUAUACUGGCCCAAAACAAGAACAUACGUACUGUCUUCGUUGGUGUCAUGGAGCCAGACACGUUUGUCAAGAAUAAUACAAGUAAAGCCAAAUUAUCACAACAUGAGAUCGAUUAUGUGCUUAUUCCGGGCUACGAAAAGUCUUGUACAGAAGCGGCUUUUAAAGGACACGAACGCAAACAAGGCUAG